This is a messenger RNA of Schistosoma rodhaini, 4178 nucleotides long. Lineage: Eukaryota; Metazoa; Platyhelminthes; Trematoda; Strigeidida; Schistosomatidae. The record is from the annotation of a GenBank genome assembly.
CGAUUUCAAAUAAUAUUUGUAGAGGUUGCUUUGAAUGGGUCACUUCGGGCGUUCCUUACGCAAAAGGCUUGUCAUUUUCUUUAAGCGUAAAAAUGCGCACAACUGUUGAAUCAGAUUGUUGCUUGGGUUCGGUGAUUGGUGUUGAUAAGACAGCAAUUCCCAGCAAUGAGCAUGAGAUUCUCCUAAAUUCACAGACUGGUCAUGAAUCUUGUUCUUCGGUACAGUCAUCUAGUUGCUGUUCCACAGCAUCACAUCUUACACAGGAGCAUCCCCCUAAUCAUAGCGUUUGUCAUAUCAGUGGAGAAAAAGCCAAAUGCAAGGAUAGUGUCGGAAAGUCUAUUAGAUUUUCUGGUGUUACUAUAUAUUCGUUCGCACGUCAACAAGGUUUUUCAUCGAUUCCGGACAAUGGCUGGUGCACCCUUGGUAUGGCGCAAAAACACUUUAGUGUUUCUCGACUAGAUCUUCGGCAACAUAAAAUUUUGCAGAGACUUCGACGCAGACAACAAAAAUUGCUCUCCCAAAAAUGUCCGUUUGUCCCCAAUAUAUCUGGUCGCGGACGUGGCAAGAAUAAGAUUAAAGGAAGAGGUAAACGUGCAAAUGGACUGUGUAGUCGUAGUCCCGGUGAUUCAUGUCGUGUACCAAUUUUGUCACCACCUCCACCACUUUCUCCGCAAAUCAGUUACGACAAGGUUAAUUUUGUCGGCCACACAGACAAUACAAUUUCUAGUUCUCAUGCUACUCCUCCUCCCCCUUGUUUGUCCCCUCCUUCACCAAAAAGGUUUCUCCACACUUUGGAUGAAUCUUUAGUCGACAACAGUAUUUGCAACUCACUCGAUUUUCUGGAUACAGACUCCGAAGCUUCUCUUGAUCAUGUUCCUUCUGUAAAUUCAUCCAAACGUACGCAAAAUAACUCACGAGAAAAGUUGAUGCCUUUACACUCUGCCGCAAGAAUAAGACUUUUGAGGUCAUCUGGUGUUGUGGAAAUUGAUGAAUCCGAACGUCUUGUGUGUUCGUAUAUACGGGCUAUGCGCUCCCGUGUUGGUUGCAACUGUGGUCCAAAGAAUUCAUGUAUACCUGGUCAGUGCCCAUGCGCAGAUGAUGGAAUUCCUUGUCAGGUUGAUCGAGCAUCCUUUCCUUGUUCUUGUGCAGCCGACGGUUGUCGCAAUCCAAAUGGUCGUAAUGAGUUCUCUCGUGAACAAGUCCGUACACAUACUCAACAUGUAUUAGCACGUUGGACCAGUGAUUAUUCUGAUCAACCUGUCAAAUCUCCACUGUAUAUGUCAGAAGCAGAGCUUAGUACACCGAACGGUGCUUGUUCACUCUGUUUGGACUGUUCCAAAACAGUAACAAUGUCACCAAAUAGUCCUAUGUUUUUGUCCAGUAAUAGAUAUUCUGAACUAGUCCAACAAUUAAACUUAUCUUUGGACAAUCAGUUUCUUUCAACUCCGUGCACAGAUGUGACACACACAAAGGACUACAAUAUACCUCCUAUAGAUACAACCGAAGAAAAUUGGUCGGAUCAUAGUCCAUGUUCCAAGCCUUUGAAAAGAAGUCGUUUAAUAUCAAAUCAUAAUAACAGUGCUGACAAUCAAGUUUUACAAAAUUCUGUCGUCUCAUCUGUUAGCUUUUCUGGCUCUCCACUGAUGAUCGAUUUAACAUUGUCACCAGAUGAAAAAUCACUCAAUAGCAGUCCGAAAUCAACUCGUGAUCGGAAUCGAUUGACAAAUAACGAACAAACACCUUUUAGUAAACAAUCAUGUCCGAUGUCUAUUCCAAAAGUCCCGCAUACACAAUGUGCUUCACUAGAUAAUAAUUGUAUUACAAUUAGUGAUAUUCCCGAAGCACCCAGAUCAUGUUUUACAAAUGAAAUUUCAAAUGAUGAUUCAUUAUCUGAUAUUUCAGUAAUUAUUAACAAUAAUGAUAUCAAUAAGGAUUUUCAAUCUGUGACAAAAGUUAUUCAUCGACGAAGAUCACGUUCAGCUGAUACCACAGGAUCAUCUAACGAUGAUAACUUUCCCAUGGAGAUGAGCAAUAAUCAUUCAAAAAAUGUUGAAAACAUUCUUAACCAUAUCUUUUCACUAGAUUCUUUUGGUUGUGAUGUGACUAAGUCUAGCUCAAGUGUUAAGCAAUUAUCUCAAGUUCCCAAUGGGUUUGAAUAUGCGAAAUCAAAUACUUGUUCGGCUGUUACUUCUAUUAUGAACACCAAUAAUAAAGAUUGCCUUCUGUCAAAAUCAGCACCAAAUAGUCCAUAUUUACAAAAAAAUGAUUAUCCAUAUGGUAGAAUAUCUUUACGUCGUCGUGCUAUUCCACGUACUCCAUUAAUAACACCUUUAAGAAGAAAAGUAUUAACACCAUCUAAUCAUCAUAUACAUAAAAAACAAUUUAAUUUAUUAUCAACUUGUAAUAAUAAAACAAAGUUAUCCAUUCAUGAAAAUCUAUCAACAUCUAUUUCACAGCUUUGUGAUGAUGAUGAUGAUGACAACGACAAUGCUAACAGUAAUAAUAAUAAUAGUGAUAAUAAUAAUAAUGGUAAUAAUAAUAAUGAUCUAAUCACUGAAAUUCAUUCACAACCAUCAUCAUCAGGAUUCUCAUCAACAUCAUGAGGAUCCUCCUCCUCCUCAUCAUCAGGAUCCUCAUCAACAUCAUCGAGAUCCUCAUCAUCAUCUGGUGAUAUGAAAAUUCAAUCCACUGUAUAUUAAUCCUUGUUAUUUUGAAUAGAUUCAAUAGAUGAUGGAUGUAUAUGUAUAUAGAUAGAUACAAAGAUUAUUAACAUAUUUAAAAAAUACAUUUUAACUUUUUUUAUUAUCUUAUAUUCUCUACUGAAUUUUACUUAUGAGUAGUAAGAAACAGAAACAAAAAAAAGAAAAAAGGAAAUUUAUACUAAUGAUAAGUGAUUCUAUUGAAACAUGAAUUGCUAUUCUCUUUUAUUUAUUUAAUAUGAACAAUACUACUACUAUUAGUAAUAAUAAUAGUAGUAUGUUUUUGUAGAAGGAGAUAAUGAAAAAAGUUCAUUAGAUUCAUAUAUGUAUAUGUAUUGUUCAUCUAUAAUCUUUUAGUUUCUUAUUAUCAUUUCUUCUAUUUUUAUAGAAUAAAAAUAAGUAUGAUCAUAAGUGGAUUAAAUAACGGUUUGUUCUUUUUCUUACAUUGAAACAUCUUUUAUCCACUUUGAUCUUCUUGUUCGAAUCCUUCGAUAUAGUCGAUUGGAUUAGUAUUUCAUUAGCUCUCAUAAUGAGAAUCAAUCUUCUCCAUUCAAAUUUUCUUUACACUCUUUUCUCUACUUACAUUUGUAAGUAAUUUCUAUUUGCUUUAUUUAAGUUUCUGAUUUCUCACCCUUCUUCUUUAUUCGCUUUGUCUCUUUCUUCUUUUCUUCUCAUUCUAUUUCUUUAUUGAAUUGUACUUUUUCUUUAGUUGAAACAUCUUUGUUAGUGAUCGACAUAAUGUCAUUCACUUUAACCUCUCGUUCGAAUUCUUCGAUAUAGUCGACUGGGUAGUAUUACCUUAGCUGUCAUAAUAAUAAUAUAACUAAUACUUAGAUAAUUCGGUAAUCAGUUCGUUAUCUUUUCUUUUCAAUCUUCUCUUUUCCCAUUUUCUGUAAAUUCUUUUCUCUGUCCUACAUUUGUACGUAGUUGAAACAUCUUUACCCCCUUUGACCUCUUAUUCGAAUCCUUCGAUAUAGUCGAUUGGGUAGUAUUAUUUAUUGUAAGCUCUCUCAUAAUGAGAAUAUAACUAAUACUUAAAUCAUUAGGGAUUGGGUUCGUUUACUUUUAUUCUUUAUUCAAUCUCCUCUUUUCAGAUGUUCUGUAGAUUCUUUUCUCUUUCCUACAUUUGUGCGUAGUUUCUGAUUUCUCACCUUUUUUCUUUAUUUACUUUAUCUCUUUCUAGUUUUGUUUUUAAAAUGUUGCCCAACAUUUUGCAGUGACUUGGUAUUAGUUUAUUACUUAUACUAUCAAAUUGUUUAUUUCAUUAUUCGAUCAUACUUUUUUUUUCCUUUUUCUUUUUUGGAUUGAAUAACUUGUAACAUAUUUGAUGUGUAGUUAUACUUUGUGUAUUAUGUACAUAUGAUAUACACAUUUACAUAUAGUCACCCCCCUCCAUCGAAAAAAAUAUGGUGAUUAGUAAUAAAAGAAAUGAUCUUAUUGUAUACUACUUCUUCUAAUAGUACCUUCAUUUUUUAUGGU